This is a messenger RNA of Anopheles stephensi (Asian malaria mosquito), 4231 nucleotides long. RefSeq names its product serine proteinase stubble-like. NCBI's taxonomy places the organism in Eukaryota, Metazoa, Arthropoda, Insecta, Diptera, Culicidae. Gene Ontology annotation, biological process: proteolysis. The coding region runs from base 1351 to 3297 and encodes 648 amino acids. The transcript has 12 exons. The record is from RefSeq and is a predicted model, not a curated record. Gene Ontology annotation, molecular function: serine-type endopeptidase activity.
CUACGGACCGGUUCGGUCGCAACGGCUUAAGCGAAACGGUUUUCCGGCAUCCGAGGUGCGUGCGUGCGGCAAACGGUGAAUCCGACGGUGUGUACGUGUGAUUUCGCGUGUGAGUGUGUGUAACGACGCAGGAUUGUUGCUGUGGUGCUGUGUGCAUCGGUGAGCCUCUUCCCCAAUCGGUUCGGUGUCGGUGGAAACAUUUUCCACGCGUACCACCGCUUUCCCGGGUGUGCGAAGCGAAGCAGGUGGAAAACUUUUUCUCGAGUUUUUGUUUUUGCUCUAGUGGUGCUGUAGCGGUUUAUUUGUGUUUGCUGUGCGAGGGAAGGUAAAAAAAGGCAUUGGCCGAUAAGUGUGAGCAAAAAUUGAGUUUCAAUCGCAGCAUCCAGGCUGGCUGACAAGAGUGGGUAGCGGAAUAGCAGCAGCGAGUAAGGCAAUAAACCUCCGGCAAAGCAAAAAUUUGAACAGCAUUUCGGGCUGUGUGGUGUGUGCAUGUUGUUGGGAGCAAGGUGGAUUAGAGUUGUGGUGUGCUCGAGAAAAUAGAAUGUGUAAAAUCGCCCCGAUCGAAUGCUGAUUACUGUGGAGUUCUGUUGUGUCAAAGUGAUAAAGUGUUUCAAAAAGCUCGAUUAGCUACGUCCGAUUUACAGGUGUGCGUGUGUGGUGAGCUUCUUUUUUUUGCAAUCUAAAUCACCCGGAGAGCUUUGGCAAAGCUUUGUCAACGGCGAACGAUGAUAGCGUGAAAGUAUUUCCUACUCGUGCAACAACAGCAAAAGAAUGCGAAAAAAGUGAACUCUGUGGCCAGUGGCAAAAAAAGUGUGAAAUAAUUAUAAAAAAUAUGUACAAAAAUUACACAAAAAAUCGUGAAACCUGCUCGUAUCAACCGGCUACCAACAGCUAAAUGCAUCAAUUCGUAACGUUUAAAAACUCAGACGAUCAUAGUAGCCGGCGCCCGAUUUCAUCACCGAUCGGCCGUCAGCAGUUACGUCAAUUCAAACCUUACUCUUGGAUCGAGUUGAACAAACUUGGAGUCCUACCGGCAAGAACACAAUCGUGCAGUGGCAUCAUCACAGAGCAGAGCAACUAAUUAGAGACAAUUUAACCAACCGCGUGCAGUUUAGACCCGCUGGCAGGGUUCGGUGUGUGUGCCGUUUCCUUCUCGAGUGUGCAGUGUUAAUAGCAAAUAAUAACAGAAAGAAAGGUGUAUACUGAGACGGCAGACACGGUUCAGGCAGAGACGCACCAACUACAAACACACACACACAGAGGGCAAGCGGAUAUUCUGAUGGGUUGUAGACUUCCCAGUGUCCAGGACAACUGAUAUGGUCAUAUAAAUGUCGCUUAAAAAGGCUUUCGAUGGUGGAUACAGAUCUGAACAUCUCCACCAUGUGGAGUCGAUGGAAGACAUCGAUUCUACUGUUAACGGUCUGCUGUUGGAUUGUUGAGCAUACGCCGACGGUGGCGGGUGUGGCCGGUGUGGCCGCCGGUUCUAGUCACAACUACAAGAUCAACCCGAAGCCCUGCACGGUGAACAGCAUCGAGGGGACCUGCAUGUUCGUCUGGGAAUGCAUCAAAUCCGAGGGUCAGCACGUGGGCAUGUGCAUGGACCAGUUCAUGUUCGGGUCCUGCUGUUCGCACAAUCUCACCGAAAAUGUGAUACCGCACAACCACCACCAGACGUUGAUGGGUUAUCGGCCCAAACCGACGCCAUCACCAUACCAGGGUGGGAAGUAUAAACCACCAAGGCCAAGUACUUUUGUCAGUAGUAAUGGCUACACGACCAUCUAUCGACCGAAUGGCAGUGGAACGCUGGUGAUACGGCCGUCCCACAAUCAUCACCAGCAGUCACAUCACAGCACCUAUCAUCACAGUAAGCCCGGCCAUGGUUCCUCGACCGGUAGCAAUGGCGUCGGCGCUAGUAGUUCUAGUGGUGGCACAUUCGUCACCGGCAGCAAUCACUUUAGUCAAAAGCCAACCGAAGGCACUGUAAAUAAACAUUCUACCUUAUCGACGCUAGUACAGCAGCAAUCGGGACCAAUCGUCCAGGACCAGGAGAUGGCGGCCAGUGCAGCGACGGGCGUCUUUACCACCCACUGGCAGGCGACGACCGAGCCGAGUUUCAUUACGCGGACGAAACCGCCGAAACCAAACAAACCGUCCAAGAAACCGAUCCUGUCCAUCUCGAACAACAUUCAAAGCACCGUGCUGAAACCAAAACCAUCGGCAAAGCCGACUAAGCAAAGUACUACGAGCACUAGUACCACUACCACCACGACAACGACGACGACGACGACCACCACCACGACUCCAAGGCCUACGACACGAAGAACAACAACACCGUCCACGACCACCAGCACCACCACAACGACCACGGCCAAGCCCACCACCACCAUCGCUUCCAGCAGCUCAACAGGUCCGCAACUGCUCGCAGCAUCCCCAUCUGUGAUUGACGUCGACGAUGCCGCGCCGUCCCUUUCGUCCUACACAACGGCACCGGGCCGAUACACGAUUUCCGCAGCAAGAAACGCUGAAUGCGGCAUUCAAACGAUGGGCCGCCCGGAGACAAGGAUCGUCGGUGGCAAAAAUGCGCCGUUCGGACGCUGGCCCUGGCAGGUGUCGGUGCGGCGGACGUCAUUUUUCGGAUUCUCAAGCACCCACCGGUGUGGGGGAGCCGUCAUAAAUGACAACUGGAUAGCGACGGCAGGCCAUUGUGUCGAUGAUCUUUUAACGUCGCAGAUACGAAUACGGGUUGGCGAGUACGACUUCUCACACGUGCAGGAACAGCUGCCAUACAUCGAGCGUGGCGUCGCCCGGAAGGUGGUCCAUCCGAAGUAUAACUUCUUCACGUACGAGUUCGAUCUGGCGCUGGUGAAGCUGGAACAGCCGCUCGUCUUUGCACCGCACAUCAGCCCGAUAUGUUUGCCGGCGACGGACGAUCUGCUGAUCGGCGAGAAUGCGACCGUUACCGGUUGGGGUCGGCUGAGCGAAGGCGGCACAUUGCCAUCCGUGCUGCAAGAGGUGUCCGUUCCGAUCGUGAGCAACGACCGGUGCAAAUCGAUGUUCCUGCGCGCCGGCCGGCACGAGUUCAUACCGGACAUUUUCCUGUGCGCCGGGCACGAGACGGGUGGGCAGGACUCGUGCCAGGGCGAUUCCGGUGGACCAUUGCAGGUGAAAGGCAAGGAUGGUCACUACUUCCUGGCGGGCAUCAUAUCGUGGGGAAUUGGCUGUGCUGAAGCAAACCUACCGGGUGUUUGUACGCGAAUAUCCAAGUUUGUGCCGUGGAUCAUGGAAACCGUUCUGUGAUAAUCACGCAUGUUGCCGACUCGGAAGAUGGACAGUGUGUGCAAGCCAAACCAGUGGGAAUUGACGUGUGAGAAAGAAAACGAAAAAAAAAAUUGCAAACGAAACAGAGUGUAAAUAGCUUUGCUAAAAUAAGACGCGCAAAAAAGAAAGGGCAAUCGAGAAAUAGGCAAUAAGAAGCUUUAUUUAAAAACAAACAAACACUAACUAGUAUAGCAACACAAUCGGCAAACGAGAAGAAAUGCUGGGUGAAUCGAUAAAAUAAUUUAAAAACACAUGUAGCAAAGCUUAACAAUUUGAAACUGCCGUGUGGAAAAUAAAACAAACUGGACAACAGCAAGAAGGCAGUAAGAUGCAACCAGUAUUUCUAGUGAAAUGAAAGGCAGCGAAAGGAAAAUGGUGUAAAUAUGGCUGAACCUUGCGAAGGUCAGCAAAAGGGGAUGCAUAUAGAUACAUAGAAACGCGAAAUGUGUACGAAAGGUGCUACAACAGUUAUACGCCAAGUUUUUCUGAAAGAUUAGAAGAAAACUAUUCACCUGUGUAAAUAAUACAUAUCCUACAGGAGCAAUAACCACGAGAGUAGUGCGGCGAACGAAGGAUUAAAUUAAUUUGUACAUACAUUCUUCUGUACGCGCGGUCAGCCAGCCGCGCGCCAGGUCGCUAAGCAUCUGCCCGAAUCAUGUUCAUUAAUAUUAAUUAUUAUUAUUUUUAUUAUUGCGCCUCUUUUCUGUUUUGUUUUCCUGGAAGUUAUAGCGUUAUUCGUGUUCGUCGUGUUCACAAUGGCAUUCCUGUUAAUAGCUGAUUAUUAUCAUUACUUCACACAUACCGGUGUAUUUAUAGGUCGCUGUCGCCGAUCAGUAGCAGUAGUAGUAGCAGUAGCGGAAGAGUAUAACUAGUAAAUAAUAUUCUAAUUUCCAAAGAAACGUAUUGCACUGCA